AUGUCUGUAUCGAUUGUAUUGCUACUUGAUAGUGGCGGUCAGGGCCGACUGACCAGGAUCAUCCUACAAGACGAAGAUGUAACGACCAAAAUCGAGAGCGACUGGAAGCGACUGAACACACUAGCACACUACCAGGUGACAGACGGCUCGCUGGUGGCUCUGGUGCAGAAGCAGGUUUCUGCCUACAACAUCGCCAACUCCUUCACUUUCACCAGAUCGCUGAGCAGAUACGAGUCGUUACUGCGGACGUCGAGCAGCCCUGACAGCCUGAGAUCCAGAGCUCCGAUGAUCACCCCGGACCAGGAGACAGGAACUAAACUGUGGCAUCUGGUGAAAAAUCACGAGCACAGCGACCAGAGAGAAGGCGACAGAGGCAGCAAGAUGGUUUCAGAAAUUUACCUGACCAGAUUAUUGGCAACUAAGGGGACACUGCAGAAGUUUGUGGAUGACCUGUUUGAGACUGUGUUUAGCACCGCCCACCGCGGCUCCGCCCUCCCACUGGCCAUCAAAUACAUGUUCGACUUCUUGGACGAACAGGCCGACAAACGACAGAUCAGCGACCCAGACGUCCGACACACCUGGAAGAGCAACUGCCUUCCUCUCAGGUUCUGGGUGAACGUCAUAAAGAACCCUCAGUUUGUGUUCGACAUCCACAAAAGCAGCAUCACUGACGCCUGUCUGUCGGUCGUUGCUCAGACCUUCAUGGACUCCUGCUCGACGUCUGAACACCGGCUCGGAAAAGACUCUCCGUCCAACAAACUCCUCUACGCUAAAGACAUCCCCAACUACAAGAGCUGGGUGGAGAGGUACUACAGGGACAUUGCAAAGAUGCCCAGCAUCAGUGAUCAGGACAUGGACGCCUACUUGGUGGAACAGUCCCGUCUCCACGGCAACGAGUUCAACACACUGAGCGCGCUCAGUGAGCUCUACUUCUACAUAAACAAGUACAAGGAAGAGAUCCUGACGGCACUGGACCGGGACGGGUACUGUCGCAAACACAAACUGAGGCACAAACUGGAGCAAGCCAUCAACCUGAUGUCUGGGAGCAGCUGAGAGGAGGGGAUGGACUGAUGGACUGAUAGAUGGAUGGAUGGAGGGAUGGGGAGAAGAAUGGGGGAGGGGAAAGUGAAGACAUUUUGUUUUUCUGAACUGUUUGAACAGUCAGCUGAACUGCUCCGUGUUGGACCCAAAUGACAGCCACAGCUCCGGACCUUUAGCAAUCAAUCCAUCAGUAAUUUAUUUGUCGGUUGAUUGAUUGCAUUGAAGACUCAACAACUGGUUGGCUGGGACCCCAAAUACCUCCAUUUGGUGGGUUUUGGGGCAGAAAAUCAGUUUCCAAACCAACGUGGAUACAUUUAUGUGACUUCAAAAUGGAAAUAAGUCAUUUUGGGGCAAAGACAAACCUUGCAGAUUCAUCUGGCGGUUUGGAUUUGGAGAUAAAAUUACUGCAGGUGGCAGCAGAUAUCAAUGAAUAAGGGCGUGGCUGUGGAAAGACCGGAAACUAGGCUGAAACUGAGUCAGGUUUCAUUAAAUGACGGAUGUGAGGACCAAUCGACCUCACCUCAGGAUUCCCAGCCUGGUUUGGAAUUUUCUAGACACUAGGUCGAAGAGCAAAUUGUCAAGUCAAAUUUCUGUCGAAGGUCGGAUGUCACCCGGUCUGAAGGAUGUGAACGGAUGAUCUCGAAACCUCGUUCUUGUCUGGAUCAAUCGAGAACCAAGGUUUACCCAAGAACAUGAAGUGUUGGGUCAUUUAUCAUCAUCUAUCUGCAAGAGUCCUGAUUCAGUGCCAGAAGUUUAGGUCAAAGUCCUCGUUUGGAACACUUUGAUUCAACCUUGGACUUGCUCGUGCAGGAUUUGGAAGUUGCCACGAAGCUUUAAGAAAUGACAAGGAAGCCAAUAAACUGCUGUCCCAAAGCCGGACAACUUGACCUAAACUUAUAGACACUGCAGGAAACGACAGGAGUCCAUCACGAACAUGAACAGACAAUUUGACUUGACCAUGGUCUGUUCGGCCAAGCUUGGUCAGGAUCUAGAAGUUUCUAAGUUGUUUAAAUAACCACUCGAUGUUUUUCUCUGGACAAUCACUCUGUACCACAGCACACUGAGCCCGAUGCCUACCGACCGACCAGUACCUGUGUCCAUUAAUUAACCCCCCCCUUCCUCCCUUCGUCCUCAUUUUCUUUACUUCUACCUUUGACUCAUCCCAAAUCCACCUCCUCCUUUGCCGUUUUCUUCAUAUUUACUCCUGCUCUAUCUUAUUCCGUCCUACCCCUCAUUUUUCCUCCUCCCCUUCAUCCCUGCUUCGUCAUUGGUCAGUCAUGCUGGCCUCUGGCCGUGUUAUUGGCCAGGAAGACUCUUAAGUAAUGUACUGCCCGACCAAUCAAGACUGUGGAAUUCGUGAGAAACCGUGAACAAUUAGUAGAAACGAAUAGAAACAAAUACUACGUUUUUUGAAUACAUUCCAGCACAGGCACACAGGCAAGGUCUGUAAAUAAGCAGCUAGACUCCUGAUUUUUACAGAAGUCAAGAACUUCUGAAAGCAGACUGACCGGCAUUUUUCAGGACCAGACCGACUCUGAAUCGGGUUCUGGAUUCGGCACCAGUCGCUAAGCUUCGACUCUGGUUGGUGCAGAUUGGCUUUAUCGUCGGACAUUGCACAUACACCCACAUACAGCCAUGCUUUACAGCGCCAUGCUAACCGUGCCCAGGGGGAAAAUACUGUGUAGAGCUACAAGCCCAGUGCCAUGUAAAGACCGGACCAGAUCACGUCAGAACUGGACCGGACUUGGACCAAAACCGGAACAAAACCACCUGGAAUGGAGUUUGAACCGGACCGGACUGAGGAACUCUUAAGACUUGUGGCCAUAAUUGUAAACAAACAAAAAAAGAAAGAUAAUAAUAAUAAUGAUGAUAAAGUAUAAAAGUUAAAAAAAAUAAUACAAAAGAAAGGAAAAAAAGAAAUAUUGAAAUGUUAACAUGUAAUAAGAACUUUGUGGAUUUGACAGUAUGGAUUUUGAGGAGCUGAACUUGUAUAAAGCUGAACGUUUAUGCUACAUCAGAGUCUGGACAAGGAGGGAGCCAGGAGACAGAACGCCAACAGAUCAUCCAACCCCAUCCCACCACCAUCACACAAGACCAGACUGAACCAGAUCGUCUGGGAUUCAACCAGACCGGGUCCAAUUCCGUCCCAUAUCCAACCUGAACGAAACUGAAUCUCCAGUCUCAACAACGAAGCAGGAAACUGGACUUUUUGGUACUUUUUUUUGCCAAACUGGAUGUUGUGUUGAUUGAACUGAACCGGACUGAAGUGUGUGGAUCGGUGGGAUGGGUGAUUAGCCGGUUUCGGGUGGUGUUUUUCAGGGGAUGUUGAGUCGUUGCAUGUAUAGCUGUGGAUGGGGUCUGUUUUUACGAACUUUUUGUUUGUUUCUCACCCAUCCUGAGGAAUAUUCAAGACCAUUUUCACAAUGUUGGUUCAGUUAGAGUCCUAUUUAACAUCUAAAUCUUCAAUAUUUUGCCAUAACUGAUCCUGUUGAUACUGGUAAACAACAUCCACAAGUAUGUACCACAAUAUUAACCACCUAAAGAAUGUGAAUCCAAUGUGAAAAUGCUCUUAUUCUCUGGGUGAAUUGGUGAUUAAUUGUCAAACACAAGACUGUUUAACACAGCAGCAUUGCACUUUUCACCCCCAACACCCUUCUAAUUUCUGGGGCAGAACAUUUUCAUUGAUGAUAUGGAUCACUCGGCGGUCUGCAGAGUUCAGUGAGGUUUUCAGUCCUGUAAUGAAAUAUUUCAACACAAAUCAUUACUAAAGGUCAAGAGGCUUUCAAGCAACUGAGGAUUGCUUUAUCUCACGUCAUCUUUCUGCAUCAAAAUUAGACUUUUAUCAAAAUGCAGUCACUACAGCCCGCAAGAAACUCUGUGUAAUUGGGAAAAUUUGGAUCGUGAAAUUGGACUAUUACACUAUUUCUCGCCCAACUGCAGAUGUUCACAUUCCUACGAGUACUGUAAAGGUCUUCUGGUUUAUGUCGGCUUAAAACAACAUUAGGAGAAAGCAGUCUGGCUACUUAAGUCCAUUUAUGUGGCUCUUAAGGAGCUUUUGAUUAUACAUUACAGCAUUACCAAGAAGUCCUUAAAGGGCUUAAAAUAAAUGGAACAUCUUCAGUCCCAUGAUGACUUGGAAAACCCCGUCUGCUAAUGGAAACCGUACGUACCCCUUCUCCUGAUCUCAACUUACUUUUACUUUCGACUGCUGUAUAAACAGUUUUCGUCCAGGAAAAGUAGUUCCAGGGUGAUGCCGUGUUAUAACCACAUACAUCAGGCGCUGGUGGAAGGAAAGUUACCAGCAAGAUCAAGUGUUGUAGUGGAGUUUGAGCAGCGCCCGGUCAGUCUGAUCCAAAGAAGAAAAAAACAGAGCGUCAUUAUUGAUGUGAAAUCGAAGCAGCAGACAAACCGCCUCGCCGCAUUGAACCAUAACAUAAAUUUCAAAAGGUCUUGCACAGAUGAGGCAGAUCUGGGUGUUGUGUUGAUGGGUAAUGAGGCGUGCUCGGCCAUACAUCUCUGAGAAAAUAUUCAAGCAACUUCUAUCUCCUGUUGACCAGAUACGAAGCUUAAACGACUUUCUACCACAUUCUGUGACCCGACAACUGGUGCUGCUUCUUUCUGUGAACAUAUUAAAACAUAUUCUGUGAUGCAGUGACGUGACUCAACCAAAACUAAACCAGUAGCAGGUUUGUGCUGGUAUAAAAGGGGUUAACAGGGCGGCUGAAAACACCAGAAUGAACCCGAGUGGUCGUUUAAAACUGUGAAGUCGUCUGAAAAUGUUCUGCCUCAGCUCGGUCGUCUCUCUGCUGGCUCUCUGCGACGCCAUAGAACUACAAAGCACCUUUUUAUUUUCGUUUUUUGCUGUUGUUUCACUGUCAUUUGAAUACAGGGCCGAAAGGACCCGAGUUCCGAACAGGAAGACCGGAAGGAGGAUGAAGAGUCCUGAUUAAAAGACUGCCUUUUAGAUGAUUGAUUAUAGAACAGGGAGGGAAGCCACUACCAUACCAAUACCACUGUUCACUUAACCUGUGUGUGUGUGUUUUCCUGCUGCAGUGGAAACUCAACUGUUUCAUCGCAGAUCGUAUCUGCAGCUCAAUUAAAAAUCUUUUUCUUUGCAGUUACGCCGCUCAAAUCGCCCGAUCGUAUCUUCAGUGCUUUUGAAAUCUCAGAUCGAAUCAUUGUUUUUUUUUUUUUAAGUCAAAGUCAUCUAAAAAAGAUCAUAAUUAGCGCGCCAUCUUUAAUUACCCCCCCCCCCCCCCCCCCUUUUCCAUUUUAUUUUCCUUUUUGUCGGAUUGAUGAAGCAGGAGUUUAGAGUUCGAACAGAUAUGGAUGGAGGAUAAAGAGGAGGUGAUUGUAUCUGCAUGCAAAGAGGAGGAGGAUAGAGGUGAAAAAGAAGAGGAAUGGAACGAGGGAGGUGAUGUUCUUCAAAUGCAUAGAGGAGAAGGAGGAGGAGGGAGAAAUAACAAGAGUAUCAGGAUGAAAAAGAGGAGGUCAGAUUUUCUUUUUGCAUGCUGAGGCGUGAGGAGGAUGGAGGAGACACCGUUGGCAUACUGAGAGCAGCAACGAAAGAGGAGCGAGGGAGAAUACUGAUCAGGGAGAAAAGACGAAAGCAGCGUCAUUCAUCAAACCGACCAAGGAAAGGUUUUUUUUUUUUUUUUUUCUGAAGGGAGGGGAGGAGGAAACAGCAGAGCAUGCCCUGAUCCUGGACUACCUAUCACAGUCCUGGGACAUGUUUCACCGCUAGAAAAAACAAGCAAUAGGCCGUUUGUGCAACACCCUGCUACGACCCGGACUAGUUUUCCUCCGCAAUUCACGAAAAAAUGUCCCAAAACGUCACGUUCUGACAGCCGGGUCACCAAAACAUUGAAUUAAUUCAGCACUGAUGGACGUUUCGGAUGGCUUUUCACUGUGGUAGCGGCGUUUGUGUGUGCGUUUCAGGGUUGUAUCAACGUAUUUUACAAUCACAGGCGUCCUCUGAACACACACCGCUGGGAGGUUAGACAGACUGAAGGGGCCAUUUGGGAGGGUCGGGUCUAAUUCCUGGAACAGCAAAUGAAGCUAAUGGGAAUUGGAUUGAUACCUCAGCGGAGUCCAUCCAUCUGCCCGUCCACACACACACAGGUGGCUCAGAGUUUUUAAUGUUCUCCAGCAGUGAAAUAUUUAUUGAUUCUUUUAGAUUUGUUUCCUUUUAAUUUAUUUCUUACAAUGAGUUAUAUUUAUUGUGGGAGGAUUUUAUUAUUUUGUACAGCAUUGAUGAGAGAGCAGAAAUCAACAUCAAGAGUUUUUUUCUGCACGUAUAUUUCAUCACAUUUUUCAUUUUAUACAUGAGCAGGCGGGGAUACAACCACCGACAAAAGACUGAAAAAUUAGCCCGCGUUCAAGUUGACAUCACCCUACUCGUAAGUUCCUCCGGUAUUCCUGUUUUACCAAAGAUUUAAUCAAUAUUCCAUACAUUAUAUUCAUUAUUUUCAAUCAGUUUAUUGCCAAAUUAGCUUCAGUAAUAUGGUUGUGAAGUUUAUUUUUAAGGCGAUGGCAGCAGAUAUGGAGGCAAAAGAAGGUCACGUUUUGUGUUUAACGCCUCAUUUCGUGUUUUGAUGAUCAGACGUUCCAUGUGUAGAUCAAUCAGAAGCCGAGCCAUAAUCAAAAGAACAUUUGUUAGAAAUGGCAGAGCGGUGAGUUGAGGUUCUGGUCGGUUGUUCCCCCGUCCUGCCCGUGAUCGAAUCCAUCAGUCUGUCUAAGAGUUUGGUGGGCAGAUUGAUUGAUUGGUUUUAAUCAUCCGUCAGAUUUACUUUACUCACACAGUGAACAGUUGAAGGAGUUUUCGGAGUCGAUUAAUUUCAGGAGGCGCAGAGAUGGGAGUGUGGAAAACAGGCUGUCCCAUAGAAAACCAAUGAAAAAGACCUGAUCGCCCAUUGGAUUCCAAUGAAAAUAUGCCUCUCCGUGUUUCAAACCAAUACUUAUAAUCACUGAGAGCUUCGAAAGCAUCAAGCACCAUUUUAUUCUGAUGAGACACAGGUUCUCACCCAAUAAAGUGGAAUUAUUCGUGUCUUGCAGCUGAAAAAAAUCUCACAUCGACUAUUAUUUGCCACCAAAGGCAUCUAUUAAAGACACUGAGAAUGAAACAACUACGACUUUACAAUCAGUGGGAGAUUCAGAGCUCCUAUUGAUCUGCUGGAUAGCAAUAAAAUUCCCAAUCAGUGGUAAAAGUGAGAUAACCAUUGGCGUGACCUCUAAUCGGAAUUGGACACAGUAUCGUAAAAUGAAAACAACUGGAUCCCGGAACCUGAUCAUUUAUAAUCUUAUGCUUUAAAGUUAGACUUUUGUGAGUUAAAUGUUAAAUUUGUAAUCGGUGGGAGCUUCAGAUGCACUGAUAGUCCUCUCCCAUUGGGAAUGAAUGGAAGAUGAGUGGCCCCUCCCCUUUGAUUAAGCCCCUCCCACCCCUGCAGACUCGUGACUGUUUGACUGAUGGACGAGUCAAGCCGACAGGCAAUCCCAACGGGCUUCAUUGUACCAUAGCAACAGCAAAUCACUGGACUUCUCUGAGCUUGAACGGGGAGUCAGAUGUCUUUAUUGUACCAUAAUAUGAUUAUUAUUACUAUGAUUAUGAUUAUGAUUAUUAUUAUUAUUCUGAGCUGGUGCUUCUCAGCAGCUGCAGGGUCACGAGCCGUCACAUUAAAUUAACUUUAUCUGUUUGCACUUUUCCCAAACCAGUCCUGGACUGUAAAGACGUCGCCAAAACCCACCAAAUCUUGCCAAGUCAUUUCCUGUUUAGUCCUCAUCUGGGUCCGCGAGCCGCCAGUUGAGAAGCACCGCUCGCACUUGUGUCUUAGUUCAGGAUGGGAUUGUUCAUUCAGGCGGCGCUUCGGGAGUUUCAGGACCGUCGGGUUUCACGUCGAGAACUUAAAGUUUGAUGUUUACACUGUGACUGAACGAUAAAAUCAAAACGAAAACAUCCUAUCAGGAGGUUUGUCUACUGAGACUAAAAUUUACACCAAAUAUAAAGAAAUUUUAAGGACCAGAGAGUAGGAUUUAGUGGCAUCUAAUGGCGAUUUCCCUCCGUUUACACGUUCAUAAAACCUGACAAUGAGAUGAAACAAUUUAAGGAUGUUAUGGGAACAUUUUGAGCAUUAUCAACAGUCGAAUAUUUAGCGUAGCUGGAACAAGUAAUUCCCAAAUUAUAUCCAGCUACACAAACCUGAUAAAUCAUUUUGAUGGAAGUAAAAGAGUUAUUGUUAUUGUCUUAUUGCAAUUGUUUUGUCAGGAAAACUGAUGCUCUGCUUGUUAGCGUUAGUUUUCGGUAGAUCUCAUGGUGAAAUUUGGCCUGAACUGAGUUUAAAAUGGUUCAGUAUUGGUGUAAAAGCCCAAAAUACUCUUUCCAGAGCAAAUGUUUGCAGAAAAAUUAUGGAUCUCCUCCCUCUGUAGACAUGAAGUACUCAUUCUACACAAACUAAACCACACAGAGUCUUAUUUUCAGGUAAUUAUACACUAUUGAGAACAUAAUUAGGACUGUUACACUCAUAACUCUUACACACUGGUCCUUUAAAUCAGUCGAACUUGAUGUCAAAACCAACAUUUCUGACUCGACGGCUGGUGAAAUACAGAAAACAUUUAUGCUCCCAUUAAACACCCAUUAAAGCUGCUAAUCGUGUCCGUCGUGAAUCCCGGCGAUCCACCGUGGCUCUGCAGCGCCGCCAUCAUUCAUCUGCCUGGAAAAACUGUGUUUUUUCACUGAAAAGCAGAAACACAUUGCCUUGAUGCAACGCUUUCCAGGAUGUAGUCAGGGCCCAUUUUUUGAUACCAUUUGCCAUUGCCUUGUUUUUAUUUUUUAUUUUUGCUGAGUUAAAAUGUAAUGAUGAUGAUGAUGAUGAUGAAUCUUCAUGUAAUAGCCUGUGUCAGUUUUUAUACCAUUGCCAUUGCCUUCUGCUGAGUUUGUAUAUUUGUGUGAUUUCACUAAAGUGUAAUGGAAAAGUCGGA
Sphaeramia orbicularis (orbiculate cardinalfish) is the source of this 9015-nucleotide messenger RNA. RefSeq names its product plexin A3-like. The record is from RefSeq and is a predicted model, not a curated record. Bases 1 to 1053 code for a protein of 350 amino acids. The transcript is spliced from 9 exons. Gene Ontology annotation, molecular function: semaphorin receptor activity. Gene Ontology annotation, biological process: semaphorin-plexin signaling pathway; regulation of cell migration. Gene Ontology annotation, cellular component: semaphorin receptor complex; plasma membrane. Lineage: Eukaryota; Metazoa; Chordata; Actinopteri; Kurtiformes; Apogonidae.